AGACAAAGCACAAUAGACGGUUGAAUUAAUAUAGAACAUUCGAGAUUAUAACCUAUCAUAGGUUACCUAUGUAAGUUUACACAUGUCAAAAUAAUUGACUUUUCAUCGAUAUUUUUAACAGUAAUUACUUGUUUUUGACUGUUUUAAGUGAUUUAUACGAAGUUCCAGUUAUUUAUAACGUAUAUAUUCGUAUAUAUUUGAUAUAAAUAAAGCAUAAAAAUGCCAGGAGUAAAAAAAGGUGAAACUGAGGCGGCACAACUUCAGGAAAACUUGGAAGGGGCUUCUAUUGACGAUACUAUUCAACCAAGGCAACCCACAAGCCUCCAAGGGCUUCUUAGAUUUGCCAUGGAGGCUACUAAAGAUGAAGAUGCACCCCAUAGUUCUGAAUUGAAACCAAUGGACGAAGAACGUAAAAAAUUCUUAGAAGAGGCACUUAAAACAAUGACCAUUAACGUUGUUGAAGUUCUUCAAAAGCAAAUUGCUGUGUUAAAGAAUGUAGGGGAGUUGAAAGCUAAUGAUGACCCAAAAGACUAUCUAACGGCCAUAGAAAAUAUAUGUGAAUAUAUAGACAAUAUAGAUAUUGCUAAUGAUUUCCAUAAAAUUGGUGGUCUUAUGAUCCUUAGACCGUGUCUGCAAUCACAAAAUUCCAAAAUUAGGGCUGGGGGUUGCGAACUAAUAGCUCUAUUAACACAAAACAACCCAACCUGUCAGAAAAUCAUUCUGGAAAAUGCAUUUUUACCUGAAUUGAUAGCUUUGUUGGACACUGACAAUGAUGUGAAGGUUUCAAUUAAAUCCAUCUACGCUAUAAGCUGUUUGGUUAGAGAAAACAAUGAAGGGUUUAACGAAUUGAUUGCACAUAAUGGUCUUCAUGUGUUUUUAAAGGCCCUGAAGAGCAAGGAAGAACGUAUUAUUGUUAAGUUGGCAUUCCUACUGAGUGCCCUGUGUAAAUCACAGCCUGAUUUAAAAAGCAGACUGGUAUUUUUGGAAUACUUCCCAGUUUUGAUAAGUCUCGUAAAUGAAGAAAGAAACAUGGGUCAUGAGUUUUUGUUGUCACUUCUAGUGACUUUAACCGAAGACAAUCCAGCUGCCAUAAACGAAAUAAAAGAUCCAAAAUACAGCUUCAAGGAUAUUAUUACAAAAUACAGAAGUUCCAUUUUGAAUAGGGAGGAAUGUGAAGAGGAAGAUCAGUAUUGCAGAAUUUUGCUACAUCAAAUUGGCUAGGAGAUCUGAGGGAUUUUUUAGUUUAUAAGAACUGAUUUUGCAUUUUUAAUUUUCUUUUUAUUUUUAUUGAAAAAAUAUAUAAUAUCAAAGGUAAUUUUUUCACAUUAUUAUUUAUUUAAGGUCGUGAAUGUCAUUUCCAAGGUCAAUACUGUCAUCAUUUAUUUAACAGUUAAAAAUGCAUAUUCAAGGUCAAAUUAUAUCCAAAAUAAAUAUUAUUUAAUAAAAGAAUUUUACUUCAAAAUAAUGUUUUGUUAAUAACAAAUCAUUUUUUCCAAAAAUAUUUUUUGUGUUUUAAUAAUUUUAUAUCAACUGAAAAAUCACAAUGAAAAUAACGAC
This is a messenger RNA of Brassicogethes aeneus, 1557 nucleotides long. The record is from the annotation of a GenBank genome assembly. Lineage: Eukaryota; Metazoa; Arthropoda; Insecta; Coleoptera; Nitidulidae.